Saccostrea cuccullata (small rock oyster) is the source of this 692-nucleotide messenger RNA. RefSeq lists its product as uncharacterized. The record is from RefSeq and is a predicted model, not a curated record. NCBI's taxonomy places the organism in Eukaryota, Metazoa, Mollusca, Bivalvia, Ostreida, Ostreidae. The transcript has 3 exons. Bases 15 to 692 code for a protein of 225 amino acids.
UCAGCAAGUUAAAAAUGGAAAUCUUCAAAAGAGUUGAAUUUCAGUUACACAAGGAUUCCAUUUUAUUAAAACAGUAUAAUGGUUCCGUAAUCAAAAAUAUAAAAGAGAUGAAAUCAUCGAGGAAAAUUUUGAUGAAAGAGGACGAUUUUAGAGAAAAUAUUGGAAUUUCCCUGGAAAACGAGGAUUUCUUUGACGCUCUGGAAUCGAAGAACAUAAUACUGCGAGUGUUUACCAUAAACAAGGAGCCCGUUAUCUGCUGUGACCCCCGGGCUUUAGCCCAGAUACUGGUAUUCACGCACGUGCUGGACCAGACUAAGCUCUAUCAGAUUGACCCCCGGAAGUUCUGGGGAACAGACGUUACUGACCGCCCAGACCCCGGGCUUCUGGUGAGGGCUUUAGAAGACGUAGCCAAGCAGGGCAUUCUACGAGAGAACCUUUUCCCUGUACUCUGGCAAAAUAUAACUGACAAUGAAGAUGAGAUCAGACGCUGGAUAGAGCUCCUGGGACAAAUCGGAGUCAUCUCUCGAUGCAACGCUCUCAGGACAAAAGAUUCCAAACUAGUCCUUAACACCUUCCCCAAGCUACAAAGCGACAGGGCGUACUAUGUCAUGCAGGCGGAUCUUAUCCCGAACAAAAGUCCGGUAGGUAUACAUAUACCACACCACACUGGAAUACACAUCUUACUUCAAUAG